This is a messenger RNA of Penicillium subrubescens, 858 nucleotides long. RefSeq names its product putative alanine--tRNA ligase. The record is from RefSeq and is a predicted model, not a curated record. Gene Ontology annotation, biological process: alanyl-tRNA aminoacylation; regulation of translational fidelity. Gene Ontology annotation, molecular function: ATP binding; alanine-tRNA ligase activity; nucleic acid binding. Bases 1 to 858 code for a protein of 285 amino acids. The transcript has a single exon. Lineage: Eukaryota; Fungi; Ascomycota; Eurotiomycetes; Eurotiales; Aspergillaceae.
AUGCCUCCUCCAACCCCCACUUAUCUCGCAUACCAACACGACUCAAAACUCCUUCACCUCGAGACAACAGUCCAGUCCCUCCAACCAUUCUCCGACCUUGAAGAAGCCAACCAAGCCCUCUUCAAAUCCGCCAGCAACGAUGACUUGAUCCUCGUGACAAAGGACACCAUCUUCCACCCACAAGGCGGCGGCCAACCCUCCGAUGAAGGCUACAUCUUCCCCGCAGGCACAGUCACCAGCACGAUCAACAAUCCAGAAAAUGCACUCCUCCAAGUCCUAGCCGCACGAAUGGACGCUACAAACAACGGCCAAGUCCUACACCUCGUCCGCGCCAUGCCCAGCACAACAACACCCCUCCAAUCCCUAACCCCCAACACACCAAUCCUCCAAACCAUCGACGCCGAAAAACGCCUCCUCUACUCCCGCCUCCACACAGCCGGCCACGUCCUCGGCUCCGCAGUCCGCCACCUCCUCGAGUCCUCCAUUCCGAACUUCGACGAACUAAAAGCCUCACAUUUCCCCGACAGUGCAUCCUGCGAAUUCCGCGGCAGCAUUGGCGGCGAACACAAAGACGCUAUUCAAGCCAAAGUAGACGAGUUUAUAUCCCGAGCGAUGCCGGUUGAGAUUCAGUUUUGGGGGGAGGAGGAUUUUAAACGGGAGGGUGUGGAACAUCUUCUUCCUGAUCCGGGGUUGUUGGGACCGGGGCAGGACAAGUUUCGGGUUGUGAGGAUUGUGGGUGCGGAGGUUUAUCCUUGUGGGGGGACGCAUGUUGAUAGUACUGAUUUGUGUGGGGGGACGGUUGUGAAGAAGAUUUCCAGGAGUAAGGGGAAUAGUCGGGUUAGUUAUGCUGUUGUAUAG